AUGUCACAUCUGCCUUCCAGCUUUGAUGGCGCCGAACAGGAUGUCGAUGACAUGACUUUCUAUGAGAAGAUGGUGUACCAUUGCAAACAACAACCUUUGGUACCAUUAGGAACCUUGGCCACCACCGUGGCCGUCAUUCUAGCAGCACAAAAUGUGAGAACGGGCAACAAGCGUAAUGCGCAAAAGUACUUUCGGUGGCGUGUGGGUCUCCAAGGAGCCACUCUGGUGGCUCUAGUAGCCGGUAGCUUCAUCUACGGCAAGUCUGAGAAGGAUCGGAUAUCCAAAGAAGACGAAUUGAGAGAAAAGGCCAAGCUCAGAGAAAAGCUAUGGAUACAGGAACUUGAACGCCGUGACGACGAAACGAAGCAACGUAAGCUGAGAGCCGAAAUGGCCCGAGCCAAGGCCUUGGAACUGAACAACGAAACUCUGGGUCUACAGGCAGAACUAAAGAAACUACAAUCCCAAAAUUCAUCGACUCCGCCAUCUGAGGGACGAAAGUGA
Messenger RNA from Lachancea nothofagi CBS 11611, 501 nucleotides. The record is from the annotation of a GenBank genome assembly. Lineage: Eukaryota; Fungi; Ascomycota; Saccharomycetes; Saccharomycetales; Saccharomycetaceae.